Zymoseptoria tritici IPO323 is the source of this 3474-nucleotide messenger RNA. RefSeq lists its product as uncharacterized. NCBI's taxonomy places the organism in Eukaryota, Fungi, Ascomycota, Dothideomycetes, Mycosphaerellales, Mycosphaerellaceae. The record is from RefSeq and is a predicted model, not a curated record. The coding region runs from base 1 to 3474 and encodes 1157 amino acids. The transcript has 8 exons.
AUGUUGCUUUUGGUCCGCACGGACCUCGCAGCCGUCCAUAGAUCCCUCGCCGAUGACGCUGCAUUGCCUCUGAUGAUUCAAGAGGCAAGGGACGAGGUCUAUACUUCGUUGUACACACUGAGCGUGACCAACGGGGUGGUGCAAGUCUGUGACUACUUGAGUCGCCGGUCUUCCGAGAAAGCCCUGACUGCGAUAGACGAUAUGCAGCUCGCCGCGGCGAGCUUCGAAGAUCUCGUCAACCGAUUCAUCCUGGCCCAUACAAAUGUCAGAGAGCAGCUGAAGUCGAUCAUGUCCAGGACUCCAUCCAUCACCAGUGGGUUCAAUCCUGUGGACGGCGAGCUCGCGGUCGAGCGAGCCGUUCAAGAGGUGUUCUUAGGUCACAUCGUUCGCAUUGAACAGCUGCUGGAACCUGUCGCUGCGUCGUUCCGUCAAGUGAUCGAAAGUCUGGCAUCCGUCGAAAAGUCGCACAAUCUUCGAGAGGGAUUCAGCGACCGACCAGCCCCGCACCGACAGUUCGCCGAAUUCGACGGACUGGUGGACCAGGCCUCGAUCAAGGCGCAGUCGGCGCUAACUGCAAUCACGAACAUGCGCGACGAGAUCGCUAUGAUCCGGGACUUUGCCUUGCGGACCGACGGACGCCCUGGAUUCGAUCCGGUCGGGCGCGAGACGGCAUCCUCGAUUGAGCCUACGGUUGCGAAGCUCGAUGCGAGUAUCAUGUAUAUGGCGUGGGAACGAGCCGAGGCUCAGGCGCUGCAGCAGAGGCGUGUCCGCGAGUUCAAUAAGAAGCAGAAUUCCAAUAGUGGCCGCGCUCUUGUGGUCCUGAUCUUACACUUUGACUGGAAUUCCAAGCUCAGGCGGAGUUCUAGGGAUUGUGGAUGGACGGUCAAGCUGGCUCAAAAUCCACUGUGGCUUUGGUGCGAAUAUCGAGUCCACUUCGAAGAGGAAGCAAUCGACGACCGCGGCUUGUCCAGUGUCUUCAAGACAGCCUGCCUUCCCAAGAAGCAAGACAUCCCACCACAAGAUCUCCACGAGACACUACAACGAUCUCGUGAUCCACCUUCAAGUCAAGACAAGAUUCAGUCCUCACACCACCACCAACGUAUCACUCUCGACGCAGACCUCAUGGAUUUCUCUCAAGAAUUCGAAGUCGGUGCGCCGGAAUAUCUCGUCUACCGCGACAUCCCGUUCGACCCAACCUCGCCGAUCUGCUUUUUCCCCCCAAAGGACUCUGAUGAGCUCUUCGAUGCUCUGCGCAUUGCCUUCCCGCAUCUAAGGACUCAUGCCGAGCGUAUGGGAGAAGUCGUCAUUCAGUUUCUCCUCAGCGAGAGACCUGGCGAGCGGCAGUCCGAGCCUUCCCCUGCAAUGACAAUGGACACUUCCACAGUCACAUGGCCAUCCGUGGCAUCGGGAUCCACUUCAUCAUCCUUCAGCAGCCCGGAGCUUAUCAACUUCGGAUCUUUUGCGAACUCUCCUCAGGUCGACCCCACUGUGCUCACUCGACAAGUAUCAAACGCAACAUCGAGCCAGAAUAGCCCGCCAUCGCUCGAUCAAAUGACUGGCGUCUUCAGCCUGUCGACAAGCUCUCAGACCAAGCAAAGAACCCGGCGCAAGAUGACCGAGGCAGAGAAGAUUGAGUAUCAGAAACGUAGGAUAGUAAAGGCGUGCGAAAAGUGUGCGAAGAGAAAGCGCAAGUGCACUCAUAAUCAGGCCGAGAUGCAGACCAUUCAUAAGUCGACUACCAAAGUCGCCAAACCUGCAUCCUCCAAGUCGACGAAAAUGGCCAAACAAGCAACCGCCUCUCGGGAGGAAUUCUCGCAAACCGAUCAUACCUUCGCUCUCAACGGCAUGGGUGCAGACCUUCUUUCAGGAAGCAACUUCGAUGGCGGGAAAUUCGACAUGUUCGACGAUGCGCUGCCAGACCUUAUUGUGGACGACUUCAUCAACCUGGACCACUUCCAAUACGACCACACGGUGCCCCACACUCACCAGCAGGGCGGCCAGUACACGUCGAACACCACACAUCCAGCUCUAGAUCCGUGGUCCGACUUCACGCUGCUCGAUCCUAUCUUCCACGAGCACGACUCCAACAGCCACCAACGAGCUUCACAGACCUUCACGCCCGCCGAGCUAAGCGAUUCGACCUUCGCACGCCGAAAUGUGUAUGAAACUGAGAGAGCAAACCCUCAUCGAUCUACAAUGACCGGAGCACAAUCGAUGGCAUCAACACAGGACAGCAGAGGUGACUGGGAAACACAUUUUGACCACAGUACAGCUCUGCAAGACAGUAGAGAGCGCAACAUCAGUCCAAGCGCGACACUGGCCGACGGUGCUCGUAAUGACUCUGCCUCGCCUCAUGGAGAAUCGCAGCAUGUUCCUGGUAGGCCGAGACGGCCCAUGAAUGAGCGCGAGAAGGGCCAAGCUCACGAAUCGACAUCUGGACCAUCAUUCCGAGAACACGGAACGGAGAGCAUCCUCCAAGGCGCACAGAGCUCCCUCCAAACGGACUGUCAACAUGAUAGUCUGAAUGACCUGUCACAGAGAACACAAACACGAACGCUCGGAGAAGGCAUCACAUCCGAUACCAAUCUCUCCACAGAGCUAUUUGGUCUGCGCCGCCGAAUCUCUACACGACCAUACAAGAGGCCAUCACUACCAGGAAGCAGUAAACUCACCGUGACCGCGGACCCGCGUCUACAGACUAUAGCGUCAUCCUCCGCACCGCUCUCGUCGAGAGUCCACAUCGCCCUGCUACCACACACCAUGUCAAACGACCAACACGACAUCCGCUUGUCGAGAUCGCCAGACACCCGCCCGGCUCAUGAACUCCGGCCCUCCGCACACGCUGCAUUCUCCUCGUCAUCGUCGCAGGGCGCGGCGCAUGCAGAAUCACCAUCCGGCUUCCACGGCGGAGCCUCACUAUCGCCAUCGCGAGACCGUCUGUCCGAUCACCGUCGCUUCCGCGAUCACCACGGUAGACCAAGCCAAUCGGAACACCGCCCAUCAGACAUCGGACGCUUCCGCCCUGAUCACAACGGUAGAGUUUCGACACCAGCGGGAUUACCGGGCCAGGCCUGGGCCGCAGUCGCCGUUGCCCUCGGCGUGCUGUUCUUGGCCAUCACGUUCUUUCCGCCGAAUAUCAGCCUCCCCAUGGCUGUGCUGGCGAGUCUGCAGCCGUCGUCAAUGUCGUUCGCCCAGCUUGCUCCAGAGUCGGAGAGUGAUGUAGACGACUCAACGACGUGGUCGAAGAUCUCGACGUCGACGUCGUCCUCUUUGAUCCGCGACCGGGCUCUCAAGACGAGACAGCUCUUGCGCGGGAAUCUCCCGUGGGCAGGCUUUGGACUGUUCGAAACCGCAAAGCAGCAUGCCCGUGUACGCGAACCAACGGGUCAGAAAGACGCUUUCGCAUGGACGCAUAUUAAGGCGUACGUCUUCACUUACACACAAUGGUAUCUCAAAGCACACGCCGCUCGCUAA